AUGAGCGACCACGAAUCAGACGGAUCUGAGCGAGAAUCAGCCGGAGAACAGUCAAAAUCAACUAUGAGAGGCGUCAUCACAUUGUCGUCGAUCCCGCCACUUCGCUACCUAUACAAAAACAAGACGCUGACCAAAGCCGCCAAACAACGGUUUAGCGCCAAGGAAGAUCUACUGGACCGUAUACAUCUAUUCCAAGGUGAUAUCACAAGGUUGCAGAUAGACAGCAUCGUCAACGCCGCGAAUAGAUCUCUUCUCG
Molecule: messenger RNA, 256 nt
Organism: Acaulospora colombiana
Lineage: Eukaryota; Fungi; Glomeromycota; Glomeromycetes; Diversisporales; Acaulosporaceae
Source: the annotation of a GenBank genome assembly